AUGGUUCCGUAUUCAUCAAGCAGUGACAGUGAUUUUUCUUCUGAUGGUAUUGAUAUGGACCACUGUUUCAGACCACCGAAUUUACCUCUUUCUCCGACAGCAGAUAUCUCCAAUUUAUCAGACUCCACUGACGCUACAGAAAUGAAUACAAAAAUAAUGUACAUUGACAAGAAGCUCUUUCGACAUGGAAACAGAUGUCCUGAAAAGUCAAAUUUAUACAAAUCUAGCCCAUAUUAUAAUGACUCAUAUUUUAAGCCUUUCGGCUUUGGUCAACUAACUAAUGAAGGAAAGCUAAAAGUUUAUAAUUUAGGAAAGGAAAUUCGCCAACGUUAUUCGGGGUUUUUGGACGACGAGUACAGCAUUGAUUUAAUAAGUGCACGAAGUAGUGAUUUUAAUAGAACUAAGGCCUCAUUACAAACAAUGCUGUCAGGAUUAUUUCCACCUACCAAAGAUCUAACUUGGUUACCUGGAUUCAAUUGGCAGCCUAUACCAUACGAAUAUGUUGAAAGAAAUUCAGACCAGGAAUUGUUCUGUUUUGGAUGUCAAAACUGGGAUCCGACAUUAGAUGAUUUCUUAGCUACAAAAGAUUUACGCAAAUAUGACAAGCUACUAGCAACUCUUACUAAUAAAACCGGAGAACCCUAUGAUACCCUCUUAAAAGCAUAUUAUCUGUAUUUUGGAUUUCAAAUUUUGACUGAACUUAAUUAUACCCUACCGGAUUGGGCACAUGAUGUUUAUCCAUAUCCAUUAAAGAAUUUAACAUUGGAUUACUAUGGUAUGAUCACAGGAUCUACAACACUACGACAAAUGUGUGGAGGAUAUCUAUUAAAACAUAUUCUUGAUGAUACCCAGUCCAAAAUCGAUGGCAAACUUCCAGCUAAAAAAAUGUUUAUAUGGUCUGGUCAUGAAAAUAAUGUCGCUUGUCUUUUACGUAAUAUGAAUCUUUUGAAAGAAGAUAUGGUUCCUAAUUACGGAAGUUUUGUUGCAUUAGAGCUUCAUAAUAUAAAUUCCACUUAUGGAUUUAAGAUUUAUUUUAAAAAUGACGAUAAUGAACCAGAAUUGUUAACAGUACCAAAUUGCAAUAGCUUCUGUCCCUUGAAGAAAUUCGAAGAAUUAGUAGAGGAAAAUAUUCCUGAAAAUAUAUCAUUAUGCAGGGGAACCAAAAGUAAGUUUUCAUAUUUGAUAUUAACAAUUCAUUUUUUUAGUAACACUGUUUUAAUUGGACACGUUUGCCAUCUUCAGGGUAUAAUAUUUCUCUCUCUCUCUCUCUCUCUCUCUCUCUCUCCUCUCUCUCUCUCUCUCUCUCUCUCGCUCUCUUCAAUGGAGCUAUAG
Messenger RNA from Diabrotica balteata, 1332 nucleotides. The record is from the annotation of a GenBank genome assembly. Lineage: Eukaryota; Metazoa; Arthropoda; Insecta; Coleoptera; Chrysomelidae.